AUGAUUGCUUUAGCAGUUGCGAAUUCUGGCAUUGCUUCAUCGGGUCUGUCUGGAGGUAGAAAUGCAAAUUCUCGAUUCAAAAUCCCUCUUGAUGUUGACGAGAUUCCAAGUCCCAGUAUUUCCAAACAGAGUGCUCUAGGACAACUUAUUCGUCUUGCAAGACUUAUUAUAUGGGAUGAAGCGCCAAUGGAAAAACGUCAAACGAUUGAAUACUUUGGCAGAUUGCUACAAGAUGUUUGUUCGAAUCAACAAAAAUUUGGAGGAAAGGUUGUUGUAUUUGGUGGUGAUUUCCGGCAAGUAUUACCUGUCGUACCGAAAGGAAGUCUGCGUGAAGUUGUUGCAACGAGUUUUGUGAUGUCCCCCUUAUGGCAUGAGCUCCAGAAAAUCCACUUAACACAAAACAUGAGAGCAAUUAACAAUCUACCUUUUUGUAACUUUGUGUUACAAAUCGGAAAUGGCAUGCCUCCUUAUGAAGAUGGGAAAAAUAUAGAGCUACCUAUACCAUUAGUCAUUCCGUAUGACAAUGAACAUUCAUCUCUGCAUCUCUUUGUAAAUAGUAUCUACCCUGAUAUAGCGAAUACGACUUCUGAAUCCUUCUUUGCAACAAAGAAAGCUAUUUUAACCCCCAAAAAUGAACAUGUUGCAAAAAUAAACUCUCAGUUAGUCCAACAACAGCCAGGAAGAGCUACAGAAGUUUUGACGGUAGGCAGUCCAAUAAUUUUACUUCGAAAUAUAGACCUGACAUUAGGCUUAUGCAAUGGAACAGGAUUAGUAUGUAGAGCAUUUUUCCCUAAUGUUAAUGAUGCCGAAAUUAUUGUUGGACAUCAUUGUGGCCAACGGGUUUUUAUACCUAGAAUCCCGUUGCAGCCGUCAGCUACAGAUAAGUACCCAUUCAGAUUUACCCACAAGCAAUUUCCAAUCAAUCUGAGUUUUCCAAUGACCAUCAACAAGUCUCAAGGUCAAACACUUGAUAGAGCUGGCAUAUAUUUAUUACAACCAGUUUUUUCUCAUGGUCAGUUAUAUGUUGCAUUGUCUCGUGCUAAGAAAAAGUAA
Molecule: messenger RNA, 1053 nt
Organism: Chenopodium quinoa (quinoa)
Lineage: Eukaryota; Viridiplantae; Streptophyta; Magnoliopsida; Caryophyllales; Amaranthaceae
Product: ATP-dependent DNA helicase pif1-like
Exons: 2
Coding region: 1-1053 (350 amino acids)
Biological process (GO): telomere maintenance; DNA repair
Molecular function (GO): DNA helicase activity
Source: RefSeq, a predicted model, not a curated record